GGCUGCCCUGGGCUUUUCCCUGCUUCUCCUUCACUUUCUCCCGCUCCUUCCCUUCUUCCCGCUCCUUCCCUCGGCUGCGAUGGCGGCGAGUGACACGGAAAGGGCCCAGCAGCAGAUUGAUGAAAUUGAAGCCCUUUCAUCGAUCUAUGGUGAUGAUUGGUGUGUUGUUGAUGAAGAUGAAAAAAUCUAUUGCAUUAAGAUUAGUGACUGCCUGGAUCAACCAAAAUGGACCCUCUGUUUGCAGGUGAUUUUGCCACCAGGAUAUCCAACUGCAGAGCCACCUAUUUAUCAACUAAAUGCCCCUUGGCUUCGAGGACAAGAUUAUACAGAACUAGCAAAUAGCUUGGAAGAAAUAUAUUUACAGAACCUUGGUGAAAGUAUACUGUAUUUGUGGGUGGAGAAGAUACGAGAAGUUCUGGUAGAAAAAGCACAGUCUUCAGAUCCAGAACCAGAUAUUAAGAAAACCACUGAAGAAGUUGAUGAAGAUGAUGGAGAUGGUUUUCUCCUGGACUAUCAGCCCACUCAGGAGGAUCAAACUAAAAUGUUAAAUUACAUGACAUCUGAAAAUCAGGAAGAUGAAGAACUGCCCCCCAUACAUCAUGGAAACCCAAUCACAGAUCGAAGGAGCACUUUCCAGGCACAUUUGGCUCCAGUGGUGACAACCAGACAAGUUAAAAGAGUUCUUGAAAAAUUAUAUGAGAACAAGAAAAUUGCAAGUGCUACCCACAACAUAUAUGCAUACAGAAUAUACUGUGAAGAUAAGCAGACGUUCCUGCAGGAUUGUGAAGAUGAUGGAGAGACAGCAGCAGGUGGACGUCUUCUCCAUCUUAUGCAGAUUUUGAACGUGCACAAUGUGUUAGUUGUGGUGUCCCGAUGGUAUGGAGGUAUUCUCUUGGGACCAGAUCGUUUCAAGCAUAUAAACAAUUGUGCAAGAAAUGUACUUGUAGAGUACGACUAUGUACCAUCAACGGAAGAAUCAUCUAGACAAGCUGGAAAGAGCAAAAAGAUAAGGAAGGACAACAAAAAGAAAACAGAACACUAAUUUAUUUUUUAAAAACUUUAAAAUAUUAUUUUGCACAUAUUUAUACAAAAAAACCCUGGACCUUAUUGCUUUAUCUUAUAAAAUGGACAUGUUGUAUUUAGAAGAGGAUUCAGUAAAGCCAUAGAUACAUUUU
Camarhynchus parvulus is the source of this 1175-nucleotide messenger RNA. It is a transcript of the gene IMPACT, whose product is annotated as impact RWD domain protein. Gene Ontology annotation, molecular function: protein binding. The record is from RefSeq and is a predicted model, not a curated record. The transcript is spliced from 11 exons. Gene Ontology annotation, biological process: regulation of translational initiation. NCBI's taxonomy places the organism in Eukaryota, Metazoa, Chordata, Aves, Passeriformes, Thraupidae. Bases 80 to 1042 code for a protein of 320 amino acids. Gene Ontology annotation, cellular component: cytoplasm.